GUCUUAGAGCUCAGCUGCUGGGGGUCCCACCUGAAUCGGGCUGCGACCCAAAGUCCCCAGCUGACGCCAGGACCAAGCCCUCGGGCGUCUGUGCAGGACUACGGGAAGAGGCUUAAGGCUAAUCUAAUGGGGACUCUGCAGGCUGGGCCAGCCCUGGGCCGCACACCCCGGCCUCCACGAAGACCUUCAUCCAAGAUGCCCACCUCGCAACUGCCUGAUGCAGGGGCUGCCCCCAUCUCUCCAGAAAAAGUCAGUGAGGGUCCCCCACAGCCUCCCAGGCCCCAGCUGAGGCCAGGCCGACUCCAGCAGCUGCGGGCGUCCCUGAGCCUGCGGCUGGGCUCCCUGGACCCUAGCUGGCUGCAGCGGUGUCACAGUGAGGCCCCAGACCUUCAGGGGGCUCCUGAGGCCUGCCAGCCUGGCUUGGGUACAGAGGAGUCACAGCCUCUGAGUUCAAGUGUCCCAUCCGUCGGUCUCAGCACUGGCCCCGAGGCACCUUUACUGGGCCUAGAGGCUCCAGCCCUACAGGCAGCCAGAGUCCGUGCAGGGAGCCCCCAGCCUGGCAACACUCAAGGCAAAAAGCAAAGGAAGAGUGAGGAGCCAAGGCGGAACCCUGCACAGGCCCAGCAGGACAGCAGCCAAGCAGAACUCCCACCUGGGAGAGCUGGGGCUACAACAUAUGCAGAAGGGUGUCUAGGGGAGCCUGUGUGGUCACAGCCCCCCAGCAGCCCAGCGGCCCCCAGGCCAGCCAUCCAGGACAGGAGCAAUUAUGUGCGGCUCAACAUGAAGCGGAAACACUACGCGCGGGGCCCAGCCCUUCGUGGCAGGCUCCUCCGCAAACAGGCAUGGAGGCAGAAGUGGCAGAAAAAAGGGGAGUGUUUUGGGGGUGGUCAGCCCAGAGCCACAGUCAAGGAUUCUUGCUUUCGGUGUGGGCAGCUUGGCCACUGGGCAUCACAGUGUACUCACCCAGCACCUACCCUGGCUCCCCAGAAGGAGGCCGGUGAGGAUGAGGGUGACACGCAGACCCUGCCCACGUUGGAGGAAGUAGCCCAGCGGACUGGUACUGCUACUUGCCAACUCCCUGCAGGUGAGAAAGAUAAAGAGCCUGCUGGGCCUAAGCUGCUGAUACCCACGGAGCAGCCUGUGCCCGGGGCGCCUUGCCCGCCCCCCACCAUGCCGCCACUCUACCCACGGGGGCCCUCUGGGCAGGUGGCAGAGACACCAGCUGAGGUGUUCCAGGCCCUAGAGCAGCUGGGGCACCGAGCCUUCCGCCCCGGGCAGGAGCACACAGUCAUGCGGAUCCUGUCUGGCAUGUCUACACUGCUGGUGCUGCCCACGGGUGCCGGCAAGUCCCUGUGCUACCAGCUCCCCGCACUGCUCUAUGCCCGGCGAAGCCCCUGCCUCACACUCGUCAUCUCUCCCUUGUUGUCACUCAUGGACGACCAGGUGUCUGGCCUGCCCCCGGGCCUGAAGGCAGCCUGCAUCCACUCGGGCAUGACCAGGAAGCAGCAGGACUCUGCCCUGCAGAAGGUCCGGGCAGCCCAGGUGCACGUGCUGAUGCUGUCGCCUGAGGCACUGGCUGGGGCUGGGGCAGGGGGCCCUGCCUGCCUCACUCAGCUGCCCCCGGUUGCCUUUGCCUGCAUCGAUGAAGCCCACUGCCUCUCUCAGUGGUCCCACAACUUCCGGCCCUCUUACCUGCGAGUCUGCAAGGUGCUACGGGAGCACAUGGGCGUGCGCUGCUUCCUGGGUCUCACAGCCACAGCCACACGCAGCACUGCCCGGGACGUGGCCUGGCACUUGGGUGUGGCCGAGGAGCCUGUCCUCAGGCUGCCAGUCACCAUCCCCACCAACCUGCACCUCUCUGUUUCCAUGGACAGAGACCCAGACCAGGCUUUGGUGACACUGCUGCAGAGUGACCGCUUUCGUGCCCUGGACUCUGUCAUCGUCUACUGUAAUAGGCGAGAGGACACUGAGCGUAUCGCUGCACUGCUCCGCACCUGCCUGCUUGAGGCCUGGGCCUCAGGGCCCGGAGGCAGAGCCCCAGAGGCUGUGGCUGAAGCCUACCACGCUGGCAUGUGCAGCCGGGAGCGGCGGCGGGUGCAGCAGGCCUUCAUGGAGGGCCGGCUGCGGGUGGUGGUGGCCACAGUGGCCUUUGGGAUGGGGCUGGACCGGCCAGACGUGCGGGCCGUGCUGCACCUAGGGCUGCCCCCGAGCUUCGAGAGCUACGUGCAGGCCGUGGGCCGGGCGGGGCGUGACGGGCAGCCUGCACAGUGCCACCUCUUCCUACAGCCCCAGGGCGAGGAUCUGCGGGAGCUGCGCAGACACGUGCACGCCAACGCCACUGACUUCCUCGCUGUGAAGAAGCUGGUGCAGCGCGCGUUCCCACCCUGCCCCUGCGCCCAGUGGUCCCCAGAGCAGGAGGGGGGCCACAGUGAGGAGAGGGGCUCGGCCAGGGCCCCUGUGGCCAUGUCUGCACAGGAGGCCACAGCCCGGUGCCUGGGCCAUGACCGGGCACUCCUGGUACAGCCAACGGUGCAGGCCCUGGACAUGCCUGAGGAGGCCAUUGAGACCCUGCUGUGCUACCUGGAGCUGCACCCACGGCGCUGGCUGAAGCUGCUGGCACCCACCUAUGCCCACUGCCACCUGCGCUGCCCGGGGGACCCCACCCAGCUCCAGGCCCUGGCCUGCAGGUGUCCCCCACUGGCUGUGUACUUUGCCCGGCAGCCACCAGAGAACACAGGUGGGAACAGUAGCUCUGUGGAGUUUGACAUGGUCCAGCUGGCAGACUCAAUGGGCUGGGAGCUGGCCCCUGUGCGACAGGCUCUCCGGCAGCUGCAGUGGGACCCAGAGCCCAGGACAGGUGCACCUCGGGCCACGGGGGUGCUGGUGGAGUUCAGGGAGCUGGCCUUCCACCUACACAGCCCCGGGGACCUGACCGCCCAGGAGAGGGACCAGAUCUGUGACUUCCUAUACAGCCGUGUGCAGGCCCGAGAGCGGGAAGCCCUGGCCUGUCUGUGCCGCUCCUUCCAGGCCUUUCACAGCGUAGCUUUCCCCAGCUGCGGGCCGUGCCUGGAGCAGCCCGACGAGGAGCGCAGUGCCAGGCUCAAGGCCCUGCUCAGCCACUACUUUGAGGAAGAGGAAGCAGGAGAGGGGCUGGGAGGCAUGGAGGACCCAGAACUGGGGCAGGCCAGGCUUCAGGACUGGGAGGACCAGGUCCGCCGAGACAUCCGCCACCUCCUGUCCUCAUGGCCAGAGCAGCAGUUCUCGGGCAGGGCCGUGGCCCGCAUCUUCCACGGCAUUGGAAGCCCCUGCUACCCAGCCCAAGUGUACGGGCGGGACCGGCGCUUCUGGAGAAAGUACCUACACCUGAGCUUCCAUGCCCUGGCACACCUGGCCACAGAAGAGAUCCUGCUGUGGGGCCGCUGACCACCCUGCGGAUGAAGAGCCCUGGUUCCCCCACAUCACAGACACAGGCAUGAGCUGUGCUGCAUGGCCACGGUGUGGAGGAGGAUUCUGGUGCAGCAGCUCAUCAAGGC
Molecule: messenger RNA, 3533 nt
Organism: Ceratotherium simum simum (southern white rhinoceros)
Lineage: Eukaryota; Metazoa; Chordata; Mammalia; Perissodactyla; Rhinocerotidae
Source: RefSeq, a predicted model, not a curated record